This is a messenger RNA of Naumovozyma dairenensis CBS 421, 1428 nucleotides long. RefSeq names its product putative protein kinase ISR1 (gene ISR1). The record is from RefSeq and is a predicted model, not a curated record. The transcript has a single exon. NCBI's taxonomy places the organism in Eukaryota, Fungi, Ascomycota, Saccharomycetes, Saccharomycetales, Saccharomycetaceae. Bases 1 to 1428 code for a protein of 475 amino acids. Gene Ontology annotation, molecular function: ATP binding; protein serine/threonine kinase activity. Gene Ontology annotation, cellular component: nucleus. Gene Ontology annotation, biological process: protein phosphorylation; mitotic DNA damage checkpoint signaling.
AUGGUCAUGAAUCCUACCACUACACCAUCUUUAUCACCUCCUGAAUUGUUGUCGCGUCAGGAUUAUAUUUCUUCUCAAUCAUCAUCGUUCCCAGAUUUACCCUAUCUUAUUAAUGACUUUAGUAGAAUUAAUAUUUCCAUUACCAUCCCAUCAUGCCAAGAUACUGUAGAGACUAUAAAAGUACUUUCCAGAUCUCAAAAUAAUAAUUUUAGUGAUAAUAAUACUUACACCGAUUCAUUCUUUCUGAAUCAAUUCGCUAAACAAAUUCUCUCCUUUGAAAAUAACACCUUGUUAUCUGCUUCUGCUUCUGCGUCUGCUUCUGAAAGUUCACAAAUAAUAGUGGAUUUCUUAAGAGAUCAAAAUAUUACUAUAGAUAGGAUUAACAGCAAGAAAACUAUUAAGAUUACAACUCAAGAUAAUGAAAAUAUUCAAUUGAAAAUUAAUCUUAUAAAUCAUGGGUCAUUUACACAAGUAUAUGAAUUGACAUAUCAAAAUUUAAAUAAUGAUAAACAAUUGUCAUCAUGUAUAAUUAAAUUUCCAAAAAAUGAAAAAUAUUCAAAAUUUAUCUUAAACGAAUUAUUAUUUUAUCAUUAUUUGCAUAAUAAUCGACUCUUCCCUUACCAAAAUAUCAUCUAUUUGAAAAGUUCAUCAUCUUCUUCGACUUUUUUACCAAUUUUGAUUUUACCUAAAUAUACAUCAACUUUAUACCAAUUCAUUCAAUCAAUACAAAAAAAAAAUAUUCAGAACAAUACAUGCACAAAUACAACUAUACAACAAUCCACAAAUAUAACUGAAUACAAAAAAUUAUGGAUGAAACUAUUCAAAGAUCUUUUAUUAUAUUUAAAAUUAUUUAAUCUGAAAAAUGUUAUACAUUGUGAUAUAAAGACUUCAAAUAUUGUAUUAAAUGAACGAGAUAUACAUGACAAUAAUAAUUUUCAUUAUAAUGAUGAUACAAUGAUAUUCCAUAUAAUCGAUCUCGCUUCUUCCAAAAUACUUAUACCAUCAAAUUCAAACCCAAAUUCGAACUCGAAUGGCAGUGAAGUCAAUAAUAUCAACAUUGAAUCAACUUUGGAAUAUUGUCCACCAGAAAUUAUUGAAAAUAAAUUUAAUUAUAAAUUUUUCUCCUCACAAACUGAUUUAUAUUCCAUGGGUCUUUGCCUUUUAUCAUUCAUUACAAAAUUUGAACCUUAUCAAAACCUAUCAUUUAAUGAUAACAAUAAUGAUUGCAAUACUGAUAGAAUCACACCUCAAUCCAACAGUAAUAUGACAUUCAUUAUUAACACCAUCUUGAAAAAUAAUCCUAUCAUUUUAAAUACAAUGAACUUAAACCAAACAUAUCUAUCAAAUUGGUCUCAGGAAAUAAGUAUCAUUGACGAUAUCUUAAUUAAAAGGGUCACCUUAGAUUAUUUAUUAAAUAAAUAUACCUGA